GCCGAUAUUAACAUAACAUUAAUGUUAAUGCCGGAUCUCAAUGUUGAGCCCUCCAACCAUUUCAACUUUGAAGUAUUCAGGUGGCCAAGAUAUCUGAGAUCCGCCAGCUCUCAUUAACCAACACAACAACUAGCGACAUGGUACCUUAGAGUUAACGUGGAUUAUUAUAUCGGCAUCAUCUUCUCUCUAACAUUACAGCCAUGUCUUCCGAAGAACCCCUCUCAGGGUCAGGCGUCACGAUGCGCUCCGACAGCGAGCAAUAUUCGGCCGGCGAAGACCUACUAUCCUCGCCACCUUUGUCUUCCUCUCCACCCGUAGUCCUCUAUAAGCCUCCCACCGUCUGGUCUAUGCUCCGAGGCGUAGCUAUUAACCUACUAUUACCAUUCAUCAACGGCAUGAUGCUGGGGUUUGGCGAGCUGUUUGCGCAUGAGGCUGCUUUCAGGUUAGGAUGGGGAGGUACAAGGGUCUUCCCUCUCUCCCGGCGGAGAGCACAUCCUAUCGGUCCAGGUAUCGAAAUCCGCAACCGACCUAAACCGGGACCUGAGCUACAAGACCUGACGAGCCUCGAAUAACGGACGAGACGGUCUGCUAUCUAUACACGGGUAGAGAUAAAAUGAGGGAAUAUGCCACUCAGGCUUAUGUAUUGUCUCAGAUACCGAUAGGAAACAUUAGAAGGGAUGGAUGAAUGACGAAAGGGAAAAACGAAAGGUAUCGUGUUAAGAUAUUACUCAUGUAUAAACCCCCUUUUCGUAAGAAAUUAUAAUUGCACAAAGCUCUAAAUAGAAUAAUCUAAAACCCAGUGUUUCGAGACUAUGCUAGUGCUAAUGCCUAUAUGAAUAUUCAAUAACAAAUUUGGUAUCUGAUGAACAAUAAGAAAUAAAUACCUCUUGCUAUGUAAAGAUUGCACCUUCAUAAGCACUACAUAGCUAGGUACCUAACCUAUCUAUGUAGAGGUAUCAACACCAAGAAACCACAGCAUAUAUCACGGCCGAUGGUAAAAGCUGAGAUACG
This is a messenger RNA of Daldinia vernicosa, 1011 nucleotides long. Its product is annotated as mitochondrial import protein. The transcript is spliced from 2 exons. The record is from RefSeq and is a predicted model, not a curated record. Gene Ontology annotation, cellular component: mitochondrial outer membrane. The coding region runs from base 201 to 572 and encodes 123 amino acids. NCBI's taxonomy places the organism in Eukaryota, Fungi, Ascomycota, Sordariomycetes, Xylariales, Hypoxylaceae. Gene Ontology annotation, biological process: protein insertion into mitochondrial outer membrane; mitochondrial outer membrane translocase complex assembly.